AUGGAGUCACGGUUACGGAAAUUGCUUUCACCCAGGAAACACAAGGCUUCAACCAACGAUGCCACUGCUGAGCUGGAUCUGCAGAGCAUACCGUAUAGCACGACUCCAUCGCAAGGCCGACUACCUGUGCUCAUCAGUCAAGCGUUAAGGAAACCCCGUGCGGUCAAGCAGUGCAAAAGCAGUCAGCCAGCCGACCCUCUCUGUUCGUUUUCCUACGAAGAAGCGGUACCUGGCAAGCCUCCUCAGCUGGGCGAUCGGCCUCAGCGAGGUAAUGGGCCUGUCAAGCUUCAGACCAGUCGGCGCCUGAGUUCCGGCGAGCUACUGGUCACUGAGCAGGACUACGACCGCACGUUGGAGGAGAUCCGGGAGGGAGAGUACAUUGUUGGCGGCAAGGAGAGGAGGUCUUCUUCUCAACCCAAGUCACCCACGGAACCCGUCAGCCUGAAGUUCAUUUCGACGGCUCCCAGUUCGCCUAGAGAGCAAGUCGUUUUCGCCACUCCGAUCUGGCAGCCUCCAUCUGUACUCGGCGAGUUUGGGCCAGUCGCAUCUCCUGCUUCGACCUCCAGCACUUUCCAUCCGCCCCAGCGGUCGUACUCGGCUCAAGCAUGUUAUUCAGACUACCGCCACGAUGGCUUUGGAAUUUCCGGUCCAGCGCAACAGCUCUAUGCUCGGCCUUCGGCGUCAAGUACGUCUCUCCGAGAAACUCACGAGGAGCAUAACCCCACGAUCCAAGCACUUUGGAAAGCCGAGUAUGGUCGGCUGGCAUCCAUGUGUGGGCAGACGGGUGUGGACCAACCCAUGGUGGAGCGUGGCAUAGACCACGGUGCUGCUCCUCUACCGCACCCCGUAACCCGCCACAGGUCUUACUCGCACUCAUCUCGAUCAUUAAGCCAGCCAUCUCAUCUACCAAACAGUCUUACAAGGACCGGCCCAUGUUUAAGAACGAACGCCUCCACAUCGGUCCUCGACCUGGCUUACCAUGAUGACCGCUCGGAAGGCUCAUCACACCUCAGAUACUCUCACCUCUCCUCGAGUGGAGCGUCCUCAUCCCUCACAACACGGACCAGCAUUGCCGAGGAGUCCAGCACUACCAGAGAUGAUAUCCGCAAAAUCGUUGACGAAAUGCGGACGACGUAUCUACAGGCCAUCGAAGCUCAGACUCCACCCCUGCAGCCUGUGUCGAGCCCGUCCGUGGACAAGCCUCGAUCCAAAACGCAAACACCCUCUCUCAUGUCAUAUGCCUCUGUGGAUAGUAGCCUGAGAUCAGCCAGUCGACAAUCCACGAGCACCACACGCACCAAGUCAUGGCAGUCGAGUUCGACCCAUUUCACGACACCUCGCCCGUCAGUAUCCUCACCCUUGCAGUCGAAACGUCCAGGCUCCGCAACAAGCCGACGGACUUCUGGCCAACCUGCACUCGGCACGGCCACCUUGACGCCCAUCGAAGCCAGCCCCGCGAAAUCCCCCAAAUCGAGCCAAAAGAAGAAACUCCACGAGGGGGCCGGCGGCGGCUUGAAACGCGCCGAUUCGACCACCUUGGGUGCGAUGGCGAGGAAACUGGCCAUCGUCGACGACCGCCUCUCGACCGGUUCCUCACAGCCAGGUUCUAGACGGCCGCCGACAUUCUACAACUCCUCGGGAUCCGACUCGGACUCAUCUCUGUCAGUGUCAUCAUCGCCUACGAAGAACUCGUCAGUGCAACACACGCCCGUGAAGCACAAGUCUUCGGCUCGCCAGCAAUCGCCGCUCGCGAAACAAGCCUGGCAAAUCGAUGUUGAUCAAAUCCUCCCUCGGGACGAGGACCUCGAACUGGCGCUUGACAUUGACGAUUUCGAGACCCUAUGCGACGGCUUGUUCAACGCGCCGGCCUCGACGGUAGCUGUGCGAACCGGCAUAUUACAGGGGUGGAAUGAUGGUGAUUCAGCGACAGCUCCGCAGCGCCACAAUACCAACGCCAAUACUAGCCACUUCGACCACGAUGCCUUCGCCUCGACCAGGCCGGCCGAGCUCAAGACGUCCAAGUUCGCCGAUCACCACCUUGGCCAUGGCUUGGGCUUGACGGGCCUUCCUGCCAUGAUAUGA
Cladophialophora yegresii CBS 114405 is the source of this 2082-nucleotide messenger RNA. RefSeq lists its product as uncharacterized. The record is from RefSeq and is a predicted model, not a curated record. NCBI's taxonomy places the organism in Eukaryota, Fungi, Ascomycota, Eurotiomycetes, Chaetothyriales, Herpotrichiellaceae. The transcript has a single exon. The coding region runs from base 1 to 2082 and encodes 693 amino acids.